GAGCGGCGCGGCAUGGCCACGCGCUUGCGGGCGGCUUCGUGUUGGGCGCUGCCAUCGUUCAAGGACGUCGCCCUGGAGUUCGCCCGCGAAGAAUGGCAGCUCCUGGAUCCUGCACAGAAGCGCCUGUACAGGGACGUGACCCUGGAGAACUACCGCAACCUGCUGGCUGUGGGGUAUCAUGGCACUAUGCCUGAGCUCGUGUUCAAGCUGGAGCGAGGAGAGGAGCCGUGCGCCGGAGGGGCCAGCCAGAGCUGCAUGGGUGAAGACUGGGGAGAAUGGCAGCAGAAGAAGCCAGAUGAACUGGAGAGCAUUGAGAGAAGAUACACUUGUAAUGCAUUCGGAAGACAUCAUCUGAGCAAAACCCACGCUUCCUCAAGACAAAGGUUGCAAAAGUGUAACAAACGUGGGAAAAGUUUGACACAAAACUCAGGUUCAAUCAGAAACUAUUUAAGAAAGCAUCCUGAUAAGUUUCGUGGAUAUGAAGAACCAUAUUUUCUAAAACAUCAAAGAGCUUAUAGUAUAGAAAAAAACUGUGUGUGCAGUGAAUGUGGGAAAGCUUUUCGCUGUAAAUCACAGCUUAUCGUACAUCUCAGAAUUCACACAGGAGAGAGACCAUAUGAAUGUGCUAAAUGCCAACGGGCCUUCAGUGCCAAGUCUAACCUCAACGCCCACCAGAGAGUGCACACGGGAGAAAAGCCCUACUCGUGCCGUGAGUGUGGGAAAGUCUUCUCCUUCAGGUCACAGCUCAUCGUCCAUCAGGAAGUUCACACGGGAGGGAAGCCUUACGGUUGUGGUGAGUGUGGGAAAGCCUACAGCUGGAAAUCACAGCUUACAUUACACCAGAGAAGUCACACAGGAGUAAAACCAUAUGAAUGUGGUGAAUGUGGGAAAGCCUUUAGUUUGAAGUCACCGUUCGUGGUGCACCAGAGGACUCAUACCGGAGUGAAACCGCAUAAGUGCAGUGAAUGCGGAAAGGCCUUCCGGAGUAAGUCAUACCUCCUUGUUCACAUCCGAAUGCACACAGGAGAGAAGCCCUAUCAGUGCGGUGACUGUGGAAAAGCCUUCAAUAUGAAGACACAGCUUGUUGUACAUCAGGGAAUUCACACAGGAAAUAACCCUUAUCAAUGUAGCGAAUGUGGGAAAGCCUUCGGCAGGAAGGAACAGCUCACUGCACACCUCAGAGCUCACGCGGGAGAGAAACCCUAUGGGUGCAGUGAGUGUGGAAAGGCCUUCAGCAGCAAGUCUUACCUCGUCAUACACAGGAGAACACACACAGGAGAGAGACCCUAUGAAUGUAGUUUUUGUGAGAGAGCCUUUUGUGGAAAAUCGCAGCUCAUCAUACAUCAGAGAACUCAUUCAACAGAGAAGCCCUACGAGUGCACCGAGUGUGAGAAGGCCUAUCCCCGGAAGGCGUCACUUCAGAUACACCAGAAAACUCACUCAGGAGAGAAGCCUUUUAAAUGCAGUGAGUGUGGAAAGGCCUUCACUCAGAAGUCGUCUCUCAGCGAACAUCAGAGAGUUCAUACAGGAGAGAAGCCAUGGAAGUGCUCCGAAUGUGGGAAGUCCUUCUGUUGGAAUUCAGGGCUUCGUAUACAUCGGAAAACUCACAAGUGAGAAGUCAGAUCCCGAAGCAUUCUCAUGGACGUUGGUCCUCAGGAGGUUUCAUGUGACGACGUGGAGACAAUGAGCAUGAAAAUGCACUCAUCAAGUAAGGCGCCUAAGAGGCAGACCAAUCAUUGGAGUGGGUGCAUGAGCUCUCAGAAGAGUCACACAGAUCUGUGCGGGCCGGAGAAGAGUGGAUGAUGGAGGACAGAACCUGUACCAAAUAGUGUCGUUAGGAAGGUUCAAUUCAGAACCUGUAUUUAUCCUUUUACUAAACCCAUAGCAAAAUGUGUUCUGUGGAGAGUCACAUUCCAGAUUUGAAACUGUUCCAGAGUGAAGAAAGUGUCAGUUGUAAGCAGUAGCCUUUUUCAUGGUGGAGUGUGAAGUUUCUCUUGAUGCGUAGAUAAGUGGAAUGGAACGCAUUCUGAGGGUUAUAUUUGGUGUGACUUUCCUGAGUAACACUAAACAGCAUUUUUAAAAAUUUGGUAUUUUAUUUUUAAUAUAAAUUACACAUUUAUUUGAUAGUUUGUGGAAUAACAGUCCCUGGUAUUCUCCAUGUUAAGUGGCAGUGCUGUCCCUCUGUCCCAGCAAUCUCAGUGAAACAACAUGACUUUUAGCAAAUGAAAGGAUGGCGUUCUCAUUCUUUCCCUUGGCCUCCGCUGGCGUUUAUUACAGACCUGCCCCGCAAGGGUCUGUGUAGCCGUCCAGGUCCUCGCUGAUGGGUGACCGCCCGCCUCUGGCUCUCAGCAUGUGUCCUGGGCCUUUCAGCUUGUUCUGUCCACAGACGCAGGUGAGUAUCAUGCCCACUCGGGUGCGGGCAACCUCUUUUCCCGGAUCCUGAGCCUGUCAUUCAGUCUAACGUCUGUCCCGGGAUUGUGCUGAGUCUACCAGGUAGUACCUGCUGUCGUGGGUUCCUGAGAUGCUGAUACCGCUGCUUCGUGAGCCUGGUUUUCUGGCCUUAUAUGUGCUUCCUCACCUUUUCAGUAAAAUACCUUUUCUGCUAAUGUUAAGAAGUUUCUAUUUCUUAUAAUCAGAAGGCUUUCAUUGAAAAAUUGUUUCUCGGAGCAGUGUGUAGGCAACAGACAGAGUAGGGUCUGAGACGAGAAGCAAUAGCUUCUUAUUCAUAUAGUAGCAUGGGAGCUUUUUUUGUCCACGGUACAAAACAGCUUUUGUUCACCAAAGCCUUGUGGGCCCUGGUAAGAUUCUGGGAGUGCUGACACACUAUUGCCAUAGCAGAAUUUCAGAUUUAUGAGGAACGUGGGGCAGGAGACAGGACGGUUACUUCUGAUCCUUUCGGCUCUUAGACACGACAAUAGACUGAAGCCCUGAAAUCUCAGCUGAAAGCAGAGUAUUAAACUUAGCGGUGAUCUCGGCAUCACAGAAAUAACUGGUAGCUGUAGUGUGGAGAUAGUGGGACCCAAACAGUAUAUCUGACUUGCUUAAAUUAAAAGUCAUCCACCUCAGAUACCCAGUAACCACGUAUGCAGACAGGCCGUGAGGUGGAAAAAGCUGUUACUUCAUAAUUCAAGCAAGGCUGUCUGAGAGAAUGAUAAGCCUAACAAGUUCGGAAGUGGUGUGGUCUUCACUCUGCGUGUCAGCCAUCGACAGACCACCACCCGAGGCAGCCUACAGCCUCUAUUUAUAAAUCUUUUUUACAUUUGUAAGAAGUUUUUACAUUUUUAAGAAGUUGAAAAUGGCCAAAACUAUUUCAUUGAAAUUAGUUAAAAAAAUGAUCCUGAGCCUGUCAUUCAGUCUAACGUGAAUCAAGGGAAAUGUGGCAACUCAUUGACUCCUGUCCCGGGAUUGUGCUGAGUCUACCAGGGAGUACCUGCUGUCGUGGGUUCCUGAGAUGCCGAUGUCAUUGUCCACUUUUGUACAAUAUUUUAUUUCUCCCCUUGGGUGUAGUCCCUACAGUUCCCCCACCACCACCACAUCACCAGUGAACCAGCUCCAUAGUCCCUUGCGCUCUUUGCUCCCAUUUUAAUCUCUCCCCUCCCCUGCUGUAUGCCUCAGAUCUAUAGUUGAGUUUUGGUGGUCAUGCUAGAGUUUUAAUGGAACCCAGCCAGCUGUAACGGUUUCUCUGCUGUUUAGCUGCUUGUGCACUACAGUGGUGAUAAGCUGGUGUGUGAACACUGUUACCCACGAGACCUCCCAACUCCGGGUCUGGAGCCUCUUCCCAAGUGGGUCAGGCCUGGAGGAGGACAAUUCUGCUGCUACCCUCCACCUCACCUUUGCUGAUUUAUGACUGCAGAGAAAUCCUCAUGAGAACACUGAGGAUUAGUAAGAUAUAAAAACUUCUGACACUUAGAAAGAUGACUUUUAAGGGUGGUCAGUCAAUGACAGUCUACUUACUUUGCUAGCACCAGAAGCAGUUACUGUUAUAGAAGUUAGCGCACUGGCUGAUGCAAGAUUAGAGAGUGCUGACCCAUGACACAGGAAGGGCAGGAGUCAGACUGUGGUGCGCAGAAGGAAGGCCUUGAGUGCUUUGUGACGCCAGCCGACCUGGAUCUGUGGCGUGUUCCCAAAACCGAACCCCUUCCACACAGUGCAGAGAAGUGUUAGUGAAGUUAGCAGCUGUUCUUCCCAGACUGGAAAUGUGAGCAGAAGCAGCUGUACUGCAUAUCCAUCACCUGUGUGCUUGGAGACUGCUGUUUAGUCACAAGACUGGUCACAAGAUUGGCCUUUAACUAGACUGGGUUGGUUUGGUUAACACUCGGAAACCAGGGUUGAUUUGGUGAUCAGGCCUCCAAUCAAUUUAUAGAUGCAAGCUCUUUUAGAAUGAAUUCACCCCAUUAAAGAUUUCAUAUGUAUUUAUUUAAAAAAAAUUAUACAAGAACAGGGGUACAGGCCAGAUGUGCGGGAGGGUGAGCAGAUUCAUCAGAAACAGCGGGGAACAGAACAGACAGACUGGCUGAAAUAUACUGCUGAGAGGAGCAGCGGAUGAGACAGGAGAGAUCUGCCAUGCCAUGUGGGUUUCUCCCCGGCCGGCCCGGAUUGAACCUGCACUGCAGAGGCUGCGGACAGCUGCUCAGCGCUGCGGUCAACCACCUGCACCAUCAGGGAGGCCCUUCAUAUGUAUUUGAAACCAAAAAUCUGAUGCAAUAGGAACUGAGUCAUGGCCCCAUGUACUGCAAAUAAAGUGUUCUUCGAAUUAACUUCAGGCCCUAACCUGUCACCUUGAGGGUGACUGAGAACAAACCCCUCGUGGCUGAGGAACACUGCCUCUGACCCUGUCAUGGUCAGGUACUGCUGCUGUGGCGCGAAGGACCUCAGUGGCGUGGCGAUCCAAGGCCAGCUCAUGAGUCUUGAGGGCUCUGGAAUCUCAUGUCUUUAUUUCACACACAUGGCUAGUACAGCAGCACCUUGCCAGUCUGUACCCGCCUCAGUGCAGAGCCCACUAACCCUCAGAGGGCAAGACCUAUCAUGUCCAGGGAUACUUAGUUUGCAGACCACACUUGAGGUAGCUGUGGUCUUCCCCUUAAGCUGUAACUGAAGGGGAAGUGUGGGAAGGCAGGAGGAAGGACAAGGAAAAAAGUAUUCAAAGAAGCAUGGCUGAAAACUUACGAAUUUAAUUACAAGCUUCUGUCUACACAUUGAAGCAGCUCAGUGGACUCCAAAGAGACCCACUGACAAAAGCAUCCCAUAAAAAUGCUGAAAUGCAAAGACCAGGAGAAAAUUUUGAGGACGAAAACAAGAACAGGCCUGCGAAAGCCUCCACAUUAGCAGCUGAGCUCAUCAGAAACAGUGGCCCAUCAAGCAGUGGAGGAACCUACUCCUGGGGGGAAAAAGUAAACCAGAAGUCCUCUGGCAAAGCUUUGUUUUAAUGUGGGUGAAAUAAAAAGCAUUUCCACAUGAAAAGUGAGACUUUGUUGCUAAUAGACCUGCCUCUCAAGGAGACCAGGAAGUUCUUCAUGCAGAGGGAGUAACCCCUAGUGGUAACUUGAUUUUUAUGGGAAGGAAAGAAGUACCAGUAAAGCUAAUUAUAAUGACACAAAUACAUCAUUGCCUUUUUUAAGUGAUUUAAAAGGCAAUUAUAUAAAAUAAUGCAUUGUUUGGUCUGUGACAUGUAGAAAUGGAACACUUGCCAACAGUACAAUGAAGGCAUAGCUUGGGAGCAAAACUGCUAGGCUAAGGAGAAGACCACCCAGGGCUGCUGGGAGCCACAGAAACCAGAGAGC
Messenger RNA from Talpa occidentalis (Iberian mole), 5780 nucleotides. RefSeq names its product zinc finger protein 26 (gene ZNF26). Gene Ontology annotation, molecular function: DNA-binding transcription repressor activity, RNA polymerase II-specific. The transcript is spliced from 4 exons. Lineage: Eukaryota; Metazoa; Chordata; Mammalia; Eulipotyphla; Talpidae. The record is from RefSeq and is a predicted model, not a curated record. Gene Ontology annotation, biological process: negative regulation of transcription by RNA polymerase II. Bases 13 to 1614 code for a protein of 533 amino acids.